UCGACCGGAAGAAAGACGACCGAGACCCACAUUGAUAUCUUCCGAGAUAGGCUAGGUGAAAGCGGAUAGCGAGUCAAGGCAGUCGGCGAUAGAAAGACAAGUGACCAUGUCGCUAUCAGCAGCAAUCGACCAGGAAGCCAAGGACCUGCGAAGGGACUUUGAGCAAAACCACAACACGCGCAAGAAGUCGUCCUUGCCCCCUCUCCCAGCUCCAGCCCCAGACCCGACCACACCUACGAGCCCCGUCUUGGCUCACAGACAGAUGGCUCCCACAACAGGCCCACGCGGCAAAGGCAAACCGGCUUUCCCUGGCGAUCUUGGUCCUGGUGACCCGCGACGCAGCUCGAGAUUGCCAGGCGACCUUGGUCCAGGAGAUCCGCGCCGCAGCAGCAACAGACCCGCCAACUCAGACGGCACUCGCUCCGCAGCCCGCAGUCUGAGUCCCACUCGCGGUGUGAGCACUCUGGCUCCUGGUGACAAGUCGCCCGCCCAGCGCAGACUGUCCGAUGCUGGCUCAAUUCGCCCUCAACUCGGAAACGGCGGUGUGCGCCUGCAAAAGGACUACGACAACGAAUCUGCCAGCAGUGAUGAAGAAAGCAGCGACGAACAAGAUACCGACCACGAGUCGUCGCGAGGCAGAGGUCGCGCUAGAGUUGGCAAUGCCGUAGGCCUCUCUCGCGACGACGAAGACAGCGACGACGAGCCCUCGCCUCCACUAAGCGCUGAUCCCACAAUUACCGUCACUCCACCUUCUUCGGACCAACCCUCGCACACUUCCUCUCGCAGCAAGCCCGACGUCCAUCCCAGUACCGCCUUCGACUUUGCCGCUUCAUCAACCUCUACGCCUGUACACUCCGACGAUGAAGAACAUCUUUCCGACCUGCGCCGUGCCCAACGCCUUUCUCUCAAUAUCUCCCCUAUCCACAGCACUCCCUCGGCACAUCGUGUCAUCCGUCAGAUCAUCCGUGGCGACUAUCUCUACUUUCAGCGUCAAGCUGAAGAAGGCCGUAGGAGGCAAAGAGUUUACCUUGUCGCGACCGAUCUCUCUUCCGAAGCCGAGUAUGCCCUUGAAUGGACCAUUGGUACUGUUCUGCGCGAUGGUGACACCCUCCUGGCCGUCUAUGCAGUUGACGAAGAAGCUGGUACUGGUGGAGUUUCAGAAGGAGUAGAAAUUGGACAUGGAGCCGACGUCGUCAAGGACACGGCUACCAUCGUGCGAUCCAUGACUGCCGAAAGCAUGACCCCGGCGACACUGCCGCGAGACAGCAGCACUGCGAGACUGGCCUUCAGUGAAAGAAAGGACAUGUCAAAGGCUGAGCAGGACCGCUUCCGUGCCGCUGAAGACAUCAGUCAGCGUUGUGUUAAGCUGCUUCGUAAGACUAGACUUCAAGUCCGCGUCGUGGUUGAGGUUUUCCAUUGCAAGAGUCCUAGACAUAUGAUCACUGAGGUGAUCGACUUCCUGUCUCCAACGCUUACUAUCCUUGGAUCGCGAGGUCGCUCCCAACUGAAAGGUGUCUUGCUCGGCUCAUUCAGUAACUAUCUCGUGACAAAGUCCAGCGUGCCAGUCAUGGUUGCCAGAAAACGACUUAGGAAACACUCCAAACAACGCCUCCACAAGGAUGGAUUGCCAGUUGCUCAAGCAGGUGACGGAAGGAUGCGUUAUAUCAGAAUGUCCAACGUCCUCGAGGCACCUGGAACAAAGCCUAGAGCUAGAGGCCUGGCUGGUGCCAAGAUUGAUUGAUCGAGUAAAUUUGCUGAUCAAUUCGGGGUUGAGACUUUACGGAUGCACAUACAAAAUCGACACGAAGUGAUACGCGACCACGACAAAUCAUUAGGCAUUAAUCAAUACUACACUCUCUCAACGCAGCGUACUUUUUUACUCC
This is a messenger RNA of Aureobasidium pullulans EXF-150, 1883 nucleotides long. RefSeq names its product adenine nucleotide alpha hydrolases-like protein. NCBI's taxonomy places the organism in Eukaryota, Fungi, Ascomycota, Dothideomycetes, Dothideales, Saccotheciaceae. Bases 107 to 1741 code for a protein of 544 amino acids. The transcript is spliced from 3 exons. The record is from RefSeq and is a predicted model, not a curated record.